UAGCAACAAUGUUCGACGGCUACGAUUCGAGUCUUCGUACUCGCUAUGGGAGUUACGAAUACACUGUUAUGCCGUUCGGGUUAACGAAAACCCCCUCGACGUUUCAGCUAACGAUGAAUGGGGUAUUCCGAGAUCUACUCGAUAAAUGUGUUAUCAUUUAUCUGGAUGAUAUCCUGAUUUACGGCACAACACGGGAGCAGCACUUAAAGGACCUGGAAGCGGUUUUAUAGCGCCUGCAGCAGAAUCAUCUCAUCACC
Closterium sp. NIES-67 is the source of this 257-nucleotide messenger RNA. NCBI's taxonomy places the organism in Eukaryota, Viridiplantae, Streptophyta, Zygnematophyceae, Desmidiales, Closteriaceae. The record is from the annotation of a GenBank genome assembly.